This is a messenger RNA of Nilaparvata lugens (brown planthopper), 1318 nucleotides long. RefSeq lists its product as uncharacterized. The record is from RefSeq and is a predicted model, not a curated record. The transcript has 6 exons. NCBI's taxonomy places the organism in Eukaryota, Metazoa, Arthropoda, Insecta, Hemiptera, Delphacidae. Bases 52 to 885 code for a protein of 277 amino acids.
GAAAACACAGUAGUUGCCUAACGUCAGUUUGUUUUUUAGUGAACAGUUAUCAUGUUUAGGUAUUCAUGGUUAUCACGUGUGUUGGAUAUUAUUCUUCUAGUCUUCUUGGAAGGUGCAAUUGCCUUACAAAUCAUGGAUCUCCACGUACCAGAGGCUAUUCGUAACGGCUCAGGUGCUGUCAUCCUUGAUUGCGACUACUCAUUGAGUGCGAACGAGUCAAAGCACGCGCUGCAAGUGGGAUUAGUGGUGAAAUGGUACCUGAACGAUCAUCCCAGCCCGAUCUAUCAGUGGAUUCCGGGUCAGAAGCCGCAGGAGCUGGGCGUCAUGAAGAAUCGGCUCGACCUGAAAUUCAAGGCCUCUGAACAACCUGCCAGCAAGUUCAGGGCUAUACGUAUAAUGGAGCCUACUACUGAACUGUCCGGAGAAUACAAAUGCACGGUUUCAACGUUCGAUAAUGAGGAUUUCAUGAUGAAGAAGAUGCUAGUUUAUGCGCCAGAGAAGAAGUUGGAGCUACAACACAAGAAAUCGAAUGAUGGCAUCACAGUUCAUUGCACGGCUUAUGAUGUAUACCCACAACCGGUACUUGGUAUUUUCAGGAUAGAAAAUUCAGAGCUGAAAGAAGCUCUUCCGCGCAUGAGCCUGGAGACAGUGAGAUGGCACGGAGCAUUUGAUGUCAGUGCCAAAGCUUCCCUCUUAGAAAUCCAUGGUGAUACAAUGAUCGAAUGUGAACUUCAGCUUCCUGAUACGAACUAUUCCAGUAAACAGCGCAUCAUCUACCACGAAAGUGGCGAAUCUCAACUUCUAUCAAAUGGCGUUAAAAGUGCAAUAACUGAGAGCCGGCAUUAUAUCGGCCUGUUUAUAGCCGUGGUCUUCGUAACGACUUGAAGUGAGGUCUUUCGGAUUCACGGCCUCAGACAAAGGCGGGCUGCUGUUGCUCUACUAUAUGUGCCAGGGAAAUGAAUUUUUCAUACAUCAACUAGAAUAAGUUUGGAUGAUGGCACUCAGCGAAAUUUUAAUGGAGUGGCGGUGUUCAUCAUUCCCACACAUCAUGAGAGAUUAUGAAUAGUUAAACGUUACUCAAGAGAUUUUGACAAAUGGAAAAUGUGAGUGAGGAUAUAUAAAAACAUUUUCUCGUUCAAAGUAUCAUGGAACUGAAUCGUGAAUGAAAGUUUAAUGCGCUGAUAUGAUUUUGUUGAUUAGUAGCCUGUCAGAGUCAUAUAAGUGUGAGUCAUUCAAAAUACUGAAAUUGUGUUUGAAGUCAAUUGUGAUAUUUACAGUAUAAUUUUCAAGAAUAAAACUGAAGUCUGAAAAAUGUUUA